This is a messenger RNA of Nilaparvata lugens (brown planthopper), 5866 nucleotides long. RefSeq lists its product as uncharacterized. The coding region runs from base 1 to 615 and encodes 204 amino acids. Gene Ontology annotation, cellular component: stereocilium tip; cilium; plasma membrane. The transcript has 4 exons. Gene Ontology annotation, molecular function: protein binding. NCBI's taxonomy places the organism in Eukaryota, Metazoa, Arthropoda, Insecta, Hemiptera, Delphacidae. The record is from RefSeq and is a predicted model, not a curated record.
AUGCCUCUCCACGUUCCUCAUCCGAACAACCAAUGCCAAUGCAAGCAGCUCAUUCUCCAACUGUUUACUUACUUACAACUGAAGAAAACUGUGCCCUGUGCCUCGGCGCUUGCAGCGAAAACUGUAGCCACAAAAGUAAAGAACAGCUCGAAAAAAGCUAACGCAAAAUCAUUCUCACCCUUUUUUCAUGGAGAUUUAGUUAUAAAUUAUGUAGUUUCGAAUAAGAGUUUUAAAAGUUUUUUUAAUAAAUGUUUUCCUUUUCCAAUCCAGGUUGUAUCUGAUCAUCAGGGAAACUUGAGGAUAACAGUUAGGAAAACAAAGCCUCUUCUUGGAAUAGCAAUAGAAGGUGGAGCCAACACUAGACAUCCUCUUCCAAGAAUAAUCAAUAUUCAUGAGAAUGGAGCAGCAUUCGACGCAGGAGGCCUUGAAGUUGGACAGCUCAUAUUAGAAGUUGAUGGGAAUAAAGUAGAAGGUAUGCAACACCAAGAGGUAGCGAGACUGAUAGCUGAGUCGUUUGCAGCGAGGGACAGAACCGAGAUCGAGUUCCUUGUAGUUGAGGCAAAAAAAUCAAACCUUGAACCGAAACCUACAGCACUAAUAUUUCUAGAAGCGUAAUCAACUCGAAAAUAUUAGUUUCAUAAAACAAUAACCGUGUGUUAGAGUUUCUAAAAUGGCAAAAAUUAUUUUUUGAAGUUAUAUGAAAAGUGAUACCUAUCAAAAGAAUAAAAGUCAGCUCAUUGUAAUAAUAAAUUAUCAGUUGGGAGUUUCUUCAUAGAACACUAUGUUAUAGUUCACUUACAUCAAAUCGAAUUAAUUUUUUACUUGGAUAAUCAAUAUUUUUCAAUCUGACACCGUCAGAUAAUAAUGUCUAUAAUGGCAUCUAUAAUGUCUAUAAUGGCAUCUAUAAUGCCAUCAUAGCCAAUACAAGUAUUGCUUUGAGAGAAUACAAGAAGUGUAUUAUUUGAUUCAUUUCUGAAACCGUCAGCAAUCAUAAAGAUUAAUAAAUCACUAAUAUCUGUUCAGAUCAAACAAAUAUACAUUAAUUAGAAAUACUAAGAAAUUGUCAAAAACCACAGAUUUAUUGAUACUUAGAAAGACCGGUUUCGGUUGUUACACCAUUGUCAAUCUCUGUUAAGCUCUUUAGAGUUUACAGUCUUUAGAGAUUGACAAUGGUGUGGCAACCGAAACCGGUCUUUCUAAGUAUCAAUAAAUCUGUGGUUUUGACAAUUUCUUAGUAUUUCUAUUUAAUAUGAAUAAUUACCAUACUAUCAACUUCUCAACUACACAAAAAGCAAAUAAAAAUUGUUUUGUGGUAAUUAUCUCGUUGGAUAACUGGAGGAGAGCCUACCUUAUCCAUCUCAUGGAGGAAUAUAAACUUUUUUCAAUUUUCUCAUUUAAGCCUUGUGCACACCAUAGCCGCAAAGGUUAAAAAAUUUCUCACUCCCGUCACUGCCAUGCGAAUCACUGAGGUGUGUACAAGAAAAAUGAGUGGUAUAUACUCUUUGAGUGAAGAUAAUGACAAAUUUAUGACAAGGAGAAAAUUAAAGCAACCCUUUUUCAUUGAUCGAAAGGAAAUUCAAUGUUCAGGGUUAAUUUUGUUCAGUGGAUAUUCAAGCCGUUUUCCAUAAUAUAAAAUUAUAACUUGGUUUGAUUUUUAAGCAAUUUUGAACUCUGAUAGUGGAUAAAAUAAAAUAAUAGAAGAAUCAAGAAGAGAAUUGUCAGGUUUGAACUCGAUCAACUUCCACUAACCAAGUUUGAUAUAGCAUUUCAUCAAAGAAUCAAGUUAAACUAGUCGCCUCAGACUCAGAAGGUGUAUUAGGCUGAGAAAUUUGUAGUUAUAAUCUCCAACUCAAAAAAGAGGAAUUAUUGUAUUGUGUACUCAUUAUGAAACAGUCUUAUAUUGAGAAGCUAAAAUUGAAAUGUGUUACCACCCCUCAACAAAUUAUCAUUAUCACAAACAUAAAUUCAGCAGUUCCUUUUUGUACUUGGUGAAAGGACAUAAUUAAAACCAAGUGAUAUGUGUUCUUCUUUUUUCAUUUUUUUUAAAUACGAUCUAUGUACACUAGCAUUACCAAAUGUGUGCCAAACAACAUGUUAAAAUACAAAAAGAACUAUAUAAAUAUAUUUUUAUCCAAAAAUAUUAUAAUAAGAGAAUAAAAAGAUACAAUAGGCUAAUAAUUGUUCAAAUUGGAAAAUGGUACUGUUUGUAAUAGCACGCCUUACAAAGUUCUGCUCUUUCACUACAACAGUAUGUGAUCUCUGUUCAUUUAUAUGAUAAAUAUUGUAUUGUUAAAGCUUUAUGUACAGUGUUAUUGCAUAUCGACAUUCUUAGUUGAUAUCCAUUGUUUUCAAUGUUUUUACUCGUCGUCUGUAAAUUUUGUAAAAAUUCCAAUUAGUUUCGUUCACUCAUAAGUUAAGCAAGUAGUAAAAGUUAUUCAAGUGAUUAGGGAUAGGAAUUUGAGUGUUUUAGGGAUGUGUGAUUUUCGAAGAACAAUGAAUUAGAUAUGUUGAUGAUGAAGAAUGAAAUUUUCUGAGGAUUGCAGCAAACUGCUGCAGACAUAAAGACCGGUUGAAUUAUUUAUGUGAGGACAAAAAUUGAGCUGAAAAGUUAUCAUAUAUUAUUAUUGUUGUUCGAUUAUUAUGAUAUAUAUGACACUGUAAUGGCACAUGCUAGUAUAUGUGUCAAUAUAGAAAGACAAAGUGGAAGUUUUCUUCACAUAAGCACUGUGCCUUUGCCCCAAAAAUGACAUCUGACACACUUUUGGCCCAUUUGUCAUAAUUUUUAUGAGACACUAUAUCCACCAUCACAUUUAUGAAUAGGAUUCACCUCAUUCUUGUCUGUGUCAAGACCAGUUUGGACUUGAAGUUGAAUUUUCAUGUUUUUGCCAUAGCCUACCUGUUACCGUACGUACGGUGAUGUAAAAACGUUUCAAUACAUAUCAUAAAAUGCUAAAUUUCUAAUCAAGCCUGAAAAACUGUAGAUAAAUUUGAAAAAUGAGAAUUUCCUUGAAAAUAUUCUAAAGAUCUCACUACGGUACUAAACUGAAACCAAGUGAAUAUAUUCUGAAGCAGAAUUAUGAAUAUAUCAUUCCCCAAGCACUUUUAACACUCCAAUAAACGUCCGUUUCAGUCUUGAAUUUCUUCUUUUUUUAAAUUUCACUCACGAACAAGUUCUUGCCUCAGGUUAUCCUAAGAAUCUUUAGAAAAAAACAAAUCGAAAAUUUACAAGAUUUAAAAAAACUUCGUUAAUUUCAAGAUGAGCUUUAAAUCCCGUUGGGUGCUAGAAUACUGCUGAAUCUUUACCGCAUUUAGAUAUAAACUUGAAUUUUAAAAAACACUUUUGAAGUGAAAAUACACUUACUUUGUAAGUAAUACAACCCAAUACACUACUUACACUACUCAGACUGUCUGAUGAUGACCAACAACAGGUCGAAACGAUCGUCACUACAAAAGUAAGUGUAUUUUCACUUCAAAAGUGUUUUUUAAAAUUCAAGUUUAAUUUUAACAGUAAAAAAGUAUGGAUAUGAAACAGAGCAUUUAGAUAUUCUUAGCUUCAAGAUCUAUUCAUUUAUAACUAAAUUGUAUUAUUCUGUAAAGAAACAAGUGCAGUGAUUCACAAAUACAGUAUUUUUUUAAAACAAAAAACAUUGUUUUGAGGAUUCAGGCAACAGAAUAUAUUCACUUCGUCACUGAUUCACAGUGACCCUGUAACUCUCAGGAUUCAAUCUGAACUCUUCCAAAAAUAUUACAAACACAAUUUGUCUGUAAUCCGCUAUUCUCAGAUUGUUCCAUAUUAUACUAUAAUGCUGUAUUUUUUAACAAACGUUGAUAUAAAAAUGUAUAGUCAAUAGAUGAUUCUUAUAGUCUAAUACAGGUGAUAAGUAUCAUAAAAGUACCAGAAAUGCAUUUUUGUGGUGAUUUAGGUGAGCUUUUUAAUUUGGGAAUAUUUUAGUUAGCUGCCAUAUGAAAUGUGUAUUGUGCAUCCUUGAAAAGAAUAAUUUUGAUCAUCGAAAGUUCAAAUUCGAUUUUCUAUAAUCAUGAUUGAUGAUGAUUAACAAUAUGAAUAUCAAACGUGAGUUUCAGUAUAACAUGCAUUAAUUUAUGUUUUAUUAGGUACAUAAUAUCAAUUCCAUAUAAAAGUCAUGAAAAUUUCAAAUUCACCGAUUAUAUGGGUUUUGAUAAAAAACAUUUUCUUUGAAAAAUUCAAUGAUGCAAAAAGCCGACAAAUCUUGAAUGAGAACUGAAAUUAUGAUUACUACAGUAGGCAAUCAUCUCAUGAGAAUCAUCCUAGUGAACUUUUUAUGUUUACUAAUCAGACAUUUUUACAAAUUACAAACCAUAAACCUUAAUAAUUAAUUACGGUAUUCUGUUUUAGCUUACUCCAUCUUUCUCUCAUUAUAUAAUUUAACAAAAUCUAAAAUUUGUAAGCUUGUGGGCAUAAUGGCGUACGCAAUCGCCACUGUUUCAUCGCACUGUCAAAUGUUUUAUUGUUUUAAAUUAUUUGCAGUCACGAUACUCCAACACAACAUACGAUUUCCACGGUGAAUCAUUAAAAAUGUGUCAUUUGAAAUGGCACUUAACAAAUGGAAUUGUUUUUUCACAAAUUAAUAUAUUUUCUAUUAUUUCUCAGAUAGCCUAGUGUAGAAAAUGUAUGGUUUAUUCUUGGUUCAAAUCAUACAACGAACGGUCGAAGUGCAAUAUGUUAUAAAAUAUUAUACUAUGAAGUAAUGAGUAAUCUGCUUCUUGUUAAUCUCAAAAUGCAAAACUAAUAAAAAAACACUAAGAUUGACGUAGUAAGGACAGAGCUUUUGUUGUCAAAAGCACGUUCUAUAGCUGUGAUAUAUUAUUUUCAAUGAGAAUUGUAAAUGGAUGAAGUGUUAUCUAAUUUUAUUGGUACUACAAGUUUUCCUUCAUUGUAAAUAUCCAUAAAAUUAUAUUACCCAUUCCAUACUCCAUACAAGGAUUUUUCCUGGUACCGAAACCUAUUAACAAUGUUCUCAUUCCCAAUCAUUUAUACGGUAUGAAAAUAGGCUAAUGGAUAUACGAUAGUACAUGUAUGAACACGCUUCAAAUCGAAACCAGUAAAAAUAACCUAUUGUUUCCAAUAAUAAUUAAGAUAAACAGCUUUCUCGUCAAAUAAAAGAGAUACUAGUUCAAUGUGAUGAUAGUAAAAUUUGAGUAAAUGUUGGUAAAUAACGCUACGGUAUUGUAUAAUUUCUAUUCGUUCAUGUAAAUCAAGUACGGUAUCAAAUAUUUUUCUACAAAUUGAUUUAAAUGAGAAAAAUGACACGCCUUGUUACUGUGAUCAGAAUAUUUUAAGCUUGCUUCAAAUAUUUUUCCCCAGACAGAAUGAAGUGCACAUUUUGUAUUAAUAUGUUACUGUACAUGAAAGGUUCUAUUCAGGUACGGUGUAUGCUUUUUCAAUAAUACAAAAAAAUACAAUUGCAAGCCGAUAUUGAUUUGCUGGAUGACACUUUUUAUACUAAAUGUACAGAUAAUUUGUAAAUGUAAAAUAAAAUUAUAUGAAAGUGGAUAAAUGUCUGAGAAAAUAAUCAUUAAUCUGCCAGUAUUGAUCCAAUGAUCUGUAAUAAUACAACUAGGAUAAAUAUAAAAAGAUAAUUCGACUCCAAGUACAACAAUAGCAAACGCUGUCCCUUGUGAUAAGUGUUGUAAAUAUGGACGACCUGCCUUCAGCAUCAAUAUCCCUAUCCAAUGGAAAUGUGCACUGCAAAUUUAAUUGUUCAAAAAGCACUAAAAAAAAUGCUUGCAGUUUCUCAUGAGAAUCGCUCUAAGGUUGUUAUAUAGUUUCUAAAUUUAUAAUAGAAGGCCUAUUGUGCAAUAAAGUGUACCAUGUUUGUUUUCUAAA